AUGAUCGACGAUGGAACGAAACGUGAAUUCGAAGCGACGAUCGGUUUAAAUUUGGCUCUGCUGAAAUUUUCCGGCGUGGUCUCGCACGAGAGAGGAUUCGUCAGUCGAAACAUCUUAGCUGUAUUAGGAUUGUUUUGCAUAACAAUUUUCUCCGUCUCGUACGUGCACGAAUUCGUAACGAAUCUCAACGAUGUGGCCAGCAUGUUAGAAUCGUUCGCAAUGGUCAUCCCGCUCGUAGGUGGGCAAGCACGAUACAUGGCUGUCUUAUGGUUUCGUGACUCCUGUCGGGCGAUGUUGAACGUUUGCGAGUAUUUCUGGUCGACUUUAAACUCGUACGAGAAGGGGAUCGUUCGAAGUUACACGAACAAGGCGAAGCUAUUGACUCGUUUUUACGUGGCUGUUUGUGUUUUAACUAUAUUCUUGGUUUUGCUUUUCUCCUUGAUGUCGAGUAUGACUGCCGAACCGAAGCGUGACACUUCUGAAGAAAACGUCACGACGAUUCGUGAAAACGCGAGCAGCUUCGCUCCGUCGGAAGCGAACGGAGAACCAUUGAACGCGACGGACAACAAGCGAUAUUUACCAUACGCGUUCUUCGUCGACGUUCAGGGAACACCGUGGUACGAAGUCGUCUACGUUCUUCAAAUCACGUUCAUGAUGAACGUCGGUUUCACCUGUGUCGGUGCGGACACUAUCGGCCCUUUGUUCAUUCUGAUCACCUGUGGAUAUUUCGACGUGAUUCGAUCGAGAAUUGAAAACUUCCAUUUGCUUGAAUCGUCGUUGCCAAUUACAGCGGAGACGGGGACGACGGCAGAGGCUACGUUGGUCACCACAGCAGAAUCGUCGGCGAACGUUGACACGAAAAAAUUGCGAACGUGCGUGAUCCAGCAUCAACUGUUACUGAAAUUUUGCAAGGACAUCCAACAACUCACGAGUUUAGUGUUCCUGACACAACUGUUCGGCAGCACGUACAAUAUCUCAUUGGUUGGUUUCAAACUGGUGAGCGUAAGUAUAUUUAAGCUCGCUGUUCAAAGAUUCUUCUCUCUGGGCACGAGCACGAUAAUAUUGCAAUAUUGAAUUUAUGAUAAACAGGACAACCCCGACAAGAGUAAAUUCGUCACGCAAGUGGUCAUCUUUGUUAUGCAACUUUUUAUCUGCAACUGGCCGCCGGACCUUCUUCUAUCGAAGGUAAAUCAUGUCAGAUAGUUAUGGAUAAUAUAGACACAAUUGUGUCUUUUUAGCGUGGAAGCAUGUUCUUUAAUUAUUUUCAAAGUGAUAUUACAGUUGCUCGAGUGCAGAUACAGAAAGUCUACGCUAUAUUUUUCAAACUUGAAAUGUUAAACUUGUAGAACGUGAUAGAUCUAGCAAUUGACACGUUUAUUAAAUUUUGCACUGAUUAUGAUCAGACGCAUAUUUAA
Messenger RNA from Heterotrigona itama, 1415 nucleotides. The record is from the annotation of a GenBank genome assembly. NCBI's taxonomy places the organism in Eukaryota, Metazoa, Arthropoda, Insecta, Hymenoptera, Apidae.